This is a messenger RNA of Amorphotheca resinae ATCC 22711, 1329 nucleotides long. RefSeq lists its product as hypothetical. Gene Ontology annotation, cellular component: inositol phosphoceramide synthase complex. Bases 1 to 1329 code for a protein of 442 amino acids. Gene Ontology annotation, biological process: inositol phosphoceramide metabolic process; sphingolipid biosynthetic process. Gene Ontology annotation, molecular function: inositol phosphoceramide synthase activity. The transcript is spliced from 2 exons. The record is from RefSeq and is a predicted model, not a curated record. NCBI's taxonomy places the organism in Eukaryota, Fungi, Ascomycota, Leotiomycetes, Helotiales, Amorphothecaceae.
AUGGGAGGCAUCGGCGCCGUCGCAGAACCCCUGGUGGUCGUCGCGCUGCUGAUCGGCGGGACGUGGAUCAAUCGCCAUACCGACCCGGGCAGACGACGACGCCCGCGCGAGGUGCGCAGGACCACCGACAGCACCAUGAACAUGACCGUGCCCGUCGAUGUUGAGGCACGCAGCAUGUCGCCCAGUCUGCUGGUCUCCGAGGAGCCGCGAUGGCGCCAGAGGAAGGUCGGCUUCGGCUCCUUCACCAUGACGCUGACCACGCCCAACUCGCGCAGGUUCAAGGGCUACUUCUUGAGCCGCCUGCUCGAGCGCUUCCCCUUCUUGGUCGAGUGUUGGUAUUGGGCGCUGAUCUACUGGGUCUAUCAGCUGGGACGAGCCGCGACCGCCGUAUGGAUCGUCGAGGGCACCAUCCACACGGCGCGCCGGCACGCGCUGCAGGUCAUUGCGGCCGAGCAGCGCCUGCGCAUCUUUUAUGAGAUCCCCAUCCAGAAGUUCUUCAUGCAGAACCAGUUCGUGAUGACCUGGAUCAACCGCGUGUACUCCUUCAUCCACAUCCCGGGCUCCAUCGCCUUCCUCAUCUGGCUCUUCUACCACACCCACGCGCGGAGCUACCGUCUGAAUGCGAGCCAGCGGGCGCAGGGCGGCGAGACGAGGCGCGCGCUCGCGGGGCCGAGACUGUACGAAUCCCGCCGGCGGACCAUGGCGCUGUGCAAUCUACUCGCGUUUGUCAUCUUCACGGCCUGGCCGUGCAUGCCCCCGCGUCUCCUGAGCGCGGAUGGUUCGAAGGGCGAGACGGGCAGGAAGGCAAGGAGCUACGGCUUCGUCGAUACCGUCCACGGGCCAGGGGGCGAGGGCUCGAUCUGGACGGAUAACCGCUUCACCAACAAGUUCGCGGCCAUGCCGUCCCUCCACUUCGGCUACUCCCUGCUGAUCGGCCUGACGAUCGCGACAAUCCCGCUGAGCCCCGCUCACGACUCCACGACGAGCCUCAGGCUCCCCUUCUUCAACCAGGCCCACCUGUCCCUGGCGCCGAAGAUCAAUCUGCCAUCCCGACGGAGGCUCCUCUGCAUCUUCCUGGGGACCUUCUACCCCGCGCUGAUCCUCGUCGCCAUCCUCGCGACCGCCAACCACUUCAUCCUGGAUGCCGUGGCCGGCAGCGUGGUGUGCGCCGUUGCGUGGUUCGGCAACGACGUCCUCCUGAAUCUCCUGGCGCUGGAGGAUUGGUUCCUCUGGGUUGUCCGGAUCCACAAACCCGAGGCGAUCGUUGAGGAGGACGACGACGACGACGAGCGGUGGAACGCCCGAGGCAAAGGGCUCAUGCACAGAUAA